GAUGUAGAAAAUUUCAGAGUUUGCAUGCAUAUUUAACAUUUUUAUAUAGACCGCUUCAGUUUUUAGUAACACAUCAUGUCUCAAUUCGUGGAAUAUAUUGAGCCACUUUGGCGUGGCUUAAAUAUGCGAGAACUGAAGGUCGAUGAAGCCUACAUGGUAGUUAAGUCUCAUUACGAAAAGCCAGCUUAUCUUUACAGUCGUUCGGAAGAAUGUUAUACGUGUUCCUACAGCUAUGUGAAAUCAAUGCAAAAUUUUACGUUUAAAUUAAAUGUCGCAAGAGGUUGGGAAUUUAAAGUGUUUGGCAAAGAUGUGGAGCUGACGACCAACAAUGAUAUGCAAUGCAAUGACACGAUCUGCGACAGUGUUUGCAAAUUGUAUUCGCCCGCGACAAUGCUGCAAGAGUUUGGAGUCUAUAAUUUUACGCUACGAGCAAAUGGUAGCUGCGAGCUUAUAACAGACAAGGCAGGCGUUAAUGUGAAUUUGUCGUUCGCAUCGGUAUUUAUUUUAGUCACUAUGUUGUUGACGGUUAUACGCACAUCCUGGUGUGUCUGGCGUUCGUACACCUUCAUCCCGGAGCAGGAAGCUGGCGCCAAUGUUAUGCCUGAGCAGCCGAGUAAUCGAAUGCGUAGCCUAGAUGCUUUUCGAGGCAUGGCCAUAGUAUUGAUGAUAUUUGUCAAUAGCGGUGGUGGUGGUUAUUGGUGGAUCGAACAUGCACCAUGGAAUGGUCUGCACUUGGCUGAUGUAGUUUUCCCCUCAUUCCUUUGGAUAAUGGGAGUUUGUAUACCGAUUUCGGUGAAGUCACAAGUGGCUCGAGGUACGCCAAAGGCUAGCAUAUGUAGGCGAAUUGUUUGGCGUUCGUUUAAGUUAUUCGUCAUAGGCAUAUGCCUCAACUCCAUAAAUGGUCCACAAAUGAAAGAUCUACGCAUAAUGGGCGUGCUACAACGUUUUGCUGUUGCCUAUCUUUUUUGUGGCUUGGUUCACACUCUAUUUGUUCAAAAGGAGUUCGUAAUGCCGCAGGUAAGCAUUCUACUCUAAGUUAUCCUAGGUUUAAUAACACCAC
Messenger RNA from Rhagoletis zephyria (snowberry fruit fly), 1060 nucleotides. Its product is annotated as heparan-alpha-glucosaminide N-acetyltransferase-like. The record is from RefSeq and is a predicted model, not a curated record. Lineage: Eukaryota; Metazoa; Arthropoda; Insecta; Diptera; Tephritidae.